UGAUUAUUUCCGGUCGCGUCAGCGUCAGCACAUAUAUAAAACUCUGGGUAUUAAUUAACCUCAGAUUACUUACCUUCAGUAACUUUUGUGACAAUACUUCGCAAACAUUCAAACGAAUUAAGUUCUGGUUUAGCUGUGACUGAUGGCUGCCGCAAGAUUAUCGAUGCUCGAUAGAGCGCAAACUUUCCCUCGUAUCAACAAACCAAUUACCACGAACCGGUCCGAGGCAUGGAUGACCGCGGAUGUCAGCCCAUACUCUCAGGUGGAGCAGAAACGAGUUUGCUACCCGGCCCUAGAACCAUGGUGUUCGCGGGACGGGGAACGGAACCUGGGUAGCGAACAUGAGGCCACAAUCAAAGAUUUGAAAGCAAAAGAUGGCUUUCUAGGGUUAGGGCUGAAGUUAAGAGAGAGGUGGUCAAUUAAAUUCGAGGGGGCCAAUAGGCGAAUGGAAGGCUCUGAGACCGCUGCCGUACCGACGAUUAUGGUGGUGGCUUGGGACGAGAACGAUCGAGAUUAUGAAGUUGAGGACGAGGAUUUGUGGACGCAAGCAUGCGGAGAUAUGGUGACGUUUUUGAGAGAAAAUGGUGUUGCUUAUUUUGGGGUAGAGAUCAUCUAUUGGGAUAAGCUGGAUUAUCAAGUUGUGUCUUGACGUAAAUCGAUAUGCCCGGGCGAUGAGGUGAAGUUAUACGCAUGAUUUUAGGGAGCGAUGGAGGAUUAGCGAAGAAUGAGGGAACCUUGAAGAGUGUUAGCAGGCCAGCAUCGGACUUAUUUUCCGGCAAGAUCAAGAUCAAGAUCAUUAAAGUUUUGAUAUCCUCGAGGAAGGGACGGACAAUAAUUCAUAAUG
Annulohypoxylon maeteangense is the source of this 844-nucleotide messenger RNA. RefSeq lists its product as uncharacterized. The record is from RefSeq and is a predicted model, not a curated record. Lineage: Eukaryota; Fungi; Ascomycota; Sordariomycetes; Xylariales; Hypoxylaceae. The transcript has a single exon. Bases 143 to 649 code for a protein of 168 amino acids.